Messenger RNA from Triplophysa dalaica, 1253 nucleotides. RefSeq lists its product as uncharacterized. The transcript has 5 exons. Gene Ontology annotation, molecular function: oxidoreductase activity, acting on metal ions. Bases 190 to 774 code for a protein of 194 amino acids. The record is from RefSeq and is a predicted model, not a curated record. Lineage: Eukaryota; Metazoa; Chordata; Actinopteri; Cypriniformes; Nemacheilidae.
ACUGCCCCUCACCUGACACCAUGUGAGUAGUUGACGCAGGGGAGGGACGGAUGGUCCCGCUGACAUACAUCAGCCAUGCCUCUGUGACUCAGCAAAAGCGCCUUUCAAAAGUCGAUUGUCCGGCGUGAGUUCAUGAGAACGUGUUUCAGUUAGUUUGUAUUGGACCUUCUGAUUGUGUGUGAGGCAAAAAUGGACGGCACACUCUUGGGGUUUGUCAUACUGCAGGUUUUCACUUUUGCUAGUUGUUUUCCAAAUGGGGCGCCGACUUCUACAUGUGUGGAUAUGAUGCCGAGGCACACCGGUGUACAACCACAGCCAACAACUGCUCCAUAUACAAUCCACACCGGCAGCACCAGUUUCCAGACUGGCAAACCAAUCACAGUUGUCAUUAAAGGGCCGGAUUAUCGUGGUGUGCUGCUGGAGGCUCGAUCCGGCUCUGACACUACAGCAAUAGGAACCUGGCAGACGCCUCCAGCCAACACAAAGUUUCUGGAGUGUGCAGGAAACCUGCAGGGUGCGAUUACUCACGCCAACACUAACAUUAAAGACAACUCCACCGUCUACACCUGGACUCCACCUGCCACAGCCAACAGUGUUUACUUUGUCGCGACUGUGGCGCAGCAGCGUACUGUAUACUGGCUGAACGUGAGGUCAGCGAAUCUGAUCAAAGGUAACGGAGGAGGAACGUCGCUUGACGUCCAUGAUAGUGCAGAAUCGCUGAAAGUCAUCCCUGCCCUGCUUCUCGUCGUCCUGCUUCAAUGUGUAGUUGAGUAAGAAUCCUGAUACUGAUCUUCUAGUUGAAGAAGAUCCAUGCCGAGUAAAGCAUACUAGCGCAACUAUCAAAUAUUAAGUCAACAUUAAAUAUUAACACAAUCUUUUAUUUACCUGAUACUUUAUACACAUUGCCCGCAGGUUUCAAUGCUUUUCUUCAGGCCAAAUAAAUAUUUUUGUGUAUGUCCUUAUCAUAUAUCUGACGUGUUAACCUAGAUCUUAACAUCAUUUAUUGAAGGAGACAUUUCGGAGACAAAGCUUGAUGUAUUAUUUGUAUAUUAUUCAUUUUUUAGAAAAAAGCAGCCAUUACUGUUCUGCAUCUAUAAAGCAAUAUCUCAACCGAAGUGCAUUCUGGGAAGCGUUUUAAACUGUUCAAUUUGUUCCCAGGUAUUACAUUUGUUGUAAUGUAUGUUGUGCACUUGGUUACUAUACUGUAUCAUUUACCUCAAGUGUUCAAAAAAGAUUUAAUAAACAUAUCAGGA